Messenger RNA from Sphaeroforma arctica JP610, 1265 nucleotides. RefSeq lists its product as hypothetical. The transcript has 2 exons. The record is from RefSeq and is a predicted model, not a curated record. The annotation marks the transcript as partial. Lineage: Eukaryota; Ichthyosporea; Ichthyophonida.
AUGCUGCGAUCGUACUUACAUUCGGACAGUUCUAAUCAUCACCUGAAACUUCGCCUUCUUACUCACUAUCAUCUUACACUUCGCCUACUUGUUCGGUGGUUGUCUGUGCCCAUUCCCAUGGCCCAGUCACUGUCGAAUGCACUGUCAGUCGAGGACAAUGAAGUAAACGUACGCGAGCGGGACGACAAGGUGCCCGGGCUCUCAGUAGCUGUAGAACUAAGCCUGGCAAGUGAAGCGGCAGAUGAGGUGUAUGCGCAGAUAGCUAACGGCACCCAGGCUAUGGUUGAUCUGUCUAUACGAAAGGCCAACCACACCAACGACACUGUAUACAACAAGGGCAUAGAUGAUAUAUGUACCUUUGCCGAGCCCUGCUUUCAGCACGGCGUGUGUGAACUGGACGGACCCAACCUGUACUCGUGCGAGUGCUUCAGCUCGGUUGACGAGGAUGAACCGUUGUUUACGGGUGACAACUGUGCAUUUACCUACACGUUGUUUGUAGACGAGUCCUUCAGCAAGCGAGGCGAGGGCUAUGAAUACGAUCCCUUAAUGUUUGAGAACGAAUUGGGCGUGGCCAUAGACCGGCAGGGCAUGGAUGAUAUCACCGUCAUCAGCGAAGUCAGUCGCCUGCCGUACAUCCAGCUAGAGCUGUCCACGUCCACUGCAGAAACCCUGUCCGAUCAGAUUGCCCUGGGUUCCUUAGACAUCACCAUUCUAGGCAUCAUCUCCGCUGAGCAGGCGUCUGAUAUCGCGGGGGUGCCGUCGGUGGUCUUCUAUAACGGGGCCUUGGGAGACAACGGAUCAGAUGAUGCCGACAAUCCCGACACUGCCGAAGAGCCUGAGUCGGAUUCCGACCAAUCCGACAACUCCACCGACAGCUCAGUGCAGCAGUCAGAUGCCAUGGACACCUGGGUCAUUGUACUGCUUGCCGUGGGGACUACUAUGGUGGUGCUGUUUGUGUGCGCUGGGCUGUUUCUGUGGUAUCGGCGCAAAUGGUACGGCAAAGCGACACGCCCUGCACGGAUUAGUUCGUCUCUGCCCAGGAAUGUCAACGGCUCGUCAUUCACGCCCGAAGCAGCAAGAAUGACGCACAUGUCAUCUACUCAUAGUGACAGGAAUCCGUCGCUAGUAGUCAGCGUGACCGAUGCCAAACGAUUGGAGAAUCACCCCAAAGUCAAGCACACUAUAGCCAGUGAACCCACCGACGAACCUCGUCUGAGCAACCACUCCGCUGCAAGGCCUCUCCCUCCGAUGAGCCCCUGGAUGAA